AGAAAAAUUCGUUCAAAGAAAAUGUCGCAAGGUAGGAAGACCCGAAGGCUGACCAACUUGAAAAUUAGCAUUUUUGCAAGGGGAAACUUGGGCCGGACCGAGUGAAAUCUUGAAUCGUUUGAAAUUUGAAAAUUUUUAAAUAUCGCUUGUUUCAAAAUCGAAUUUUAUAUCUUCGUAUUUUAUAUCUCGAAUCGAAACUCGAAAUCGAUUGAUUUAAAAGUAAAAUUGAUUUUUCUUUAAAACUUGCCCAAUAGCCAAGUUUUAAAGAAAUUUCACCAUGCAUUAUCGAAAUUUUUCUUUCUUUCAAAAUUUCCAUAUAAUCCUCUUUCGAGAGGAGAGCCAAGUUUCCAGACAUGGCUGGCUAUUGUUGUUCGGCCUUCGAUCGACAGGAGGGAGGGAGGAAAGUGCAAAAGAAGAAGAAAAAAAAAAAAACGAAAAAAGAGCGUCCGGAAUUUUUUAAACGCGACCACGUCGCGAUUUUACUAGCGAUUUUUACAUCGUUUUUUACACGAUUCUCGCCGGCCUAAAGGAGCCGUCCUUCCCGCGAACGGCUGCUCCUGCAUUUGCCGCUUUCUCGUGGCGCAGAUCGCGGAGAUCGAUCUCGAUCCUGUUCGAUUUAAAAAAAAAAUUAUUACCCCCUAAAUCGAUCCGAAUCGAGGAGAAGAAAAUUUCUAUCGAAUCGAAAUAAGGAUUUCUUUUUAACGCAACCACGUUUUGAAACAUUUCUUUGGGGAAAAAGAGGCUGCUUCUAAAAAAAAUUCCGAUCGAUCUUCGGUUCUGCGCCGGGCGAAGAUCCCAGAUUCACCCUUCACCGCGAUCAUCGCCACCGAUCACUCGGAAGAAGACUGAUAGCGCAGUAAACAAACGAAAAAAAAAACUCGAGUGACUCCAUCAAGACCGCUCCAUCAACAAUCUCAAGAACCUCGAAAAGGAAGGAAGGAAGGAAGAGAGAGAGAGAGAGAGAGAGAGAGAGAGAGAGAGAGAGAGAGAGAGAGAGAAAGAGAAGGAACGAGGAGGGAAAUUCCACGCGCACCCAUACGCGAUCGACUGGCGAGACUCGUCGUUGGUUUCACCUCGUACGAGCAGCAAAACGGAAGGAAAUUUUCCAAUCUUUCAAAUCACCGAGGGAGAAGGAGAAGAAAAAGAAGAAGAAGAAGAAGGAAGAGGAGAAGAAAAUGGACGAGACACGAAAGGGAAAAAAAGAGGGGAGAUAGACAAGAGAGAGAAAGAAGUUUUCACGUAUCUCAUGUAUCACGUUACAUAACACUACGCAUACAUAUACACGUAUAAUACACAUACACAUAUGCAUACGUGCAACGCGUAACAGCAAGAAAGAGUGGGAGAGAAAGAGGAGAAGAGCGUAAGUGAGCGAGAGAGAGAGAGAGAGAGAGAGCACGUGCAUAGAGGAAUAAUAGAAAAAGGAUAAAAAAAAAGAAAAUAAUAAAAUAAAAGUAAAAAAAAGACUACUAGGCUACACUACAGUGCUGCAUACGUAUUUAAAUUAAAGGAUAAUGCAUUUAAAUAAGCAUGGAUGUGCAUUCUAGAUGUAUUAGAGGAGUUUCACCACACCACAUUUAGUAUUAAUUAUUAUUAAAAAGUUGUAGUCCGACGUGAGGGAGGGGGUGGGGGAGAGCCUUUGGAUACUCUUAAUUCCUCCCUUCCUUCCUUUCUUUUUCUUUUCUCCAAAGAAAAAAAAAUCGUAUAAUAUUUUUUUUCAAUUUCUUUUUAUUAUCUCGUUCGAUAUUUUUCGAAAAAAAAAAAGAAGUCGUUGAAAUAUUUUUUUCGACGAGUAAUUUUCCUUCCUCGAAGGCUUCUCCGCCCGCACGCCCGAACCCCCUCCCUUGAGAGAAACCGCGGUGGGGAUUUUCAUCGUUCACGAUCAUUGUAUCACCUUCAUCGCCGUUUUUUAUUUAUCUCGUACGUGUUUUACGCAAUUUAUCGACGACAAACAAUUACUAAAUGAAGUAGAUAUAUAUAUAUAUAAAAUAUAUAUAUAUAUAUUAUAUAUAUAAUAUAUAUAUAUAUAUACAUACAUAUAAUAUAUAUAUAUAUAUACAUAUAUAUAUAUAAUUUGUUAAGACGGAGGGGGAAGACGAAGAGCAAACAUAUUGUCAUUAUUUUAUCGACGUCGUAUUAUUUAUAUCGGAGGAGUACCACAGUAUAUACAAUAAUUAAUAAAAAAAAAAGGAUCGACUAGUGUAUUUCGAACCCGACUGACAACAAUUAAAGAAUUUAAUUGCGCUGAAACCAAACUGCCCUACAUAUUUUACUAUCCCUCAAACACACACAUAUAUAUAUAUAUAUACACAUAUGUGUAUACAAAAAAGGAUAUUCCAUCGUCGAAACACGGAAAAAGAGAGGAUGAAGAAUAUGUUUCUCUUACAUAUUUUCUUGUUUAAAAUCAGAUUUUGUUUUAAAAAUAAAAAGGUACAAUUCUUUUUUUCAUCCGUCCGUUCUUUCGAAUUACGGUUAAGCGAAUUAACCGUAACUCGACUCUCGAAACGGUUAGCGCGGGAGGAGAGGGGGAAGGGAAGUCGAGCUGACGUCGACUGGAAGCGCGUGGGAUAAUCGUUAAACGAAGAACGCAGAUUGUCAAUCGCCCUUCCCUCUCUCCUCUGCCAAUUACGUUUUCCAUUUCCAUCAUUUUUUUUUUUUCUCUUUUUCUAUUUCUUCACCUCGAAACUUCUUCGAAACUCGAACCUUGGAAAGAAUCGUUAGACAAUUGGAGAAUAUUUUUUUUUUAGAAAAUGUGCAUUUCUCUGGAAAAAUUGAUCGAACCUGGGCGAGCGAUAAAAGUGGAUUGGGGCUCGAUGAUUGUAUUUUAACAAGGAAAUUCUCACGGCUCGGUGACCACGAGCCACCUGCUCCACCAGCGAUAAGGAACGCGCGCGCGCGCACGGAGGUUGUCCUUUCUCCUCCUUCCUUUUUUUUCAGUGUAUUCAAUCACACUCCGCAAAAUAGGGAGAAUAUCCAUUUUCCAGCUUAUCAAUUUUUCUUCCACCUAUUAAAUGAUUUUCAUCGAUCCUUUCUCUCCCCACGCUCUUCCUCUUCUCUCCCACUCGUCGUAUCCGAAGAAAUUAUACCUCUCCAGCGCAGUUUCGAUCCCGUUCUCGAUCGAUCCCCUUGGAUUCUCGUUCGUUUCACACCCCCGCUCGCAUCGUCCCAUCGCGUGGCGCGCAACCGUGUCCUUUUUUCCCCCCUUUGCGUGCGCGGAACCCGGUGCGAAAGGAGCAACCCGAUCGGAGCACAGUUGCGCUCCGACUUCGAUCAGGACCGCUCUCCGCUCUCCCCCUUUUGGAAAAUUUCGUCCCCCGGGAGAAAAGGAAGAAAAUAAUAAGUAAUAAGUUCGGUGGAAGUGGAUAAAAGCGGUCGAUUGUUUCCAACGACGGAUUCCAGAGAGAGAGAGAGAGAGAGAGAGGGAUUUGGAGAAGAGGGAAGGAGGGAGGGAGAGGGUGUUCGGCAUGACGAUGGACGACGCGUCUCGAGAAAGAUCACGGGAUCUCGAGCACGCGAGGAAGGAGCUUGCCUCCGUGAUCGAGAGGAUCGAGGGAACGAGCGGCCUGGCCGACCGCCCCGUCAAAUAUUUUCGGGCGCGGCGGCUGCUCGCGCGCUCCACGAAACGCGCUCGGUCGAGCCGCCUCCUCCUCCCCCCACUCCUCCCAACGACGGGCGGCAGACACCUGUGGAUCCUCGCUUCGAUCCUCGCUUCGAUCCUCGCACGAUCGGCGUGGAAUUACGGGCAAGCCGCGCGUCAACACAAGUGUUUGGCCGAGCUGCCCCCUUUCACGCAGAAAAUAUUUCGGCCGGCCGAGGAUUGCUCGAUCUGCACAGGCGUUGAACAGGUGGACAGGAUAUUCGACGUGGAUCCAUCCAUUUUCGAGGAACGAUACGCUUAUUCGGGGCGGCCUGUAGUGGUCGUGGACGCGGCUAUUAACUGGACCGCGACGGAGGUAUUCUCGUUUCCGUUCUUCAAGUCGUUGUACGAGGGCGUGGACGGGAAUUGCCAAUUUUUCCCGUACAGAACCGAGUUCAAGAGUCUGAGGGAGGUGUUCGAGAUGAGCGCCGGCCGAUCCCUGUUGGAGAAGGGGACGGAGCCUUGGUACGUUGGCUGGAGCAAUUGCGACGAGGAAAUCGGCAGUUUGCUCAGGCAACAUUACCAGAGGCCCUAUUUUCUUCCAGCCACGGCGGAGACGGAGAAGACCGAUUGGAUUUUUAUGGGGAGCCACGGAUAUGGGGCCCCUAUGCACGUCGACGACGUGGAACACCCCUCGUGGCAGGCGCAGAUCAAGGGCGAGAAAUUGUGGAUCCUCGACCCUCCCAGGGAGUGUCAUUAUGCUUGCAAGAGAUUGGAAGUGGUUGUGCAUCCCGGUGAAAUAAUUGUCCUCGACACGAACCGCUGGUACCAUCAGACGGUAAUCGUGUCCGAAGAGAUGAGCAUCACCAUCGGUGCGGAGUACGAUUGAAACAGCGAGACGAUCGUGCCACGCGUCUCCUCCAAACGUAUCAAUAAAUAAAGAUAUUUUCCCUUCA
Messenger RNA from Apis cerana (Asiatic honeybee), 4530 nucleotides. RefSeq lists its product as uncharacterized. NCBI's taxonomy places the organism in Eukaryota, Metazoa, Arthropoda, Insecta, Hymenoptera, Apidae. Gene Ontology annotation, molecular function: 2-oxoglutarate-dependent dioxygenase activity. The record is from RefSeq and is a predicted model, not a curated record.